This is a messenger RNA of Ochotona princeps (American pika), 1968 nucleotides long. It is a transcript of the gene DEDD2, whose product is annotated as death effector domain containing 2. Gene Ontology annotation, cellular component: nucleolus. The coding region runs from base 168 to 1169 and encodes 333 amino acids. Gene Ontology annotation, biological process: regulation of apoptotic process; extrinsic apoptotic signaling pathway via death domain receptors; apoptotic process. The record is from RefSeq and is a predicted model, not a curated record. NCBI's taxonomy places the organism in Eukaryota, Metazoa, Chordata, Mammalia, Lagomorpha, Ochotonidae. The transcript is spliced from 5 exons. Gene Ontology annotation, molecular function: DNA binding; protein binding.
GAGAUUGAGGGCACAGACACCCAUGGGAGACUUCUUUCUUCCAUGGGGUUGAAAAUCACCUCACGUCCGCAGUCGGUGACCGGGCACCCCUGCUCUGGGGCCAGCCCGGGACUGUGCCGCAGGUAGGCCCUGCUUCUGCGCUUGUCUCGCACCCCUUCUCUGGGGGAAUGGCGUUGUCCGGGUCAACCCCCGCCCCGAGCUGGGAAGAGGAUGAGUGCCUGGACUACUACGGGAUGCUGUCGCUUCACCGGAUGUUCGAGGUGGUGGGCGGGCAGCUGACUGAGUGCGAGCUGGAGCUCCUGGCCUUCCUGCUGGAUGAGGCUCCCGGGGCUGCUGGCGGCCUGGCCCGUGCCCGCAGCGGCCUGGAGCUGCUCCUGGAGUUGGAGCGUCGCGGGCAAUGCGAUGAGAGCAACCUGCGCCUGCUGGGGCAACUGCUGCGCGUUCUGGCCCGCCAUGACCUGCUACCGCACCUGGCACGCAAGCGGCGCCGACCAGUGUCUCCGGAACGCUACAGCUACGGCACCUCCAGCUCUUCCUCCAAGAGGACGGAGGGCGGCUGCCGACGCCGCCGGCCGUCCAGCAGCUCCUCGGAUUCUCAGCAGGGUCAGUGGGAGACAGGUUCGCCCCCCACCAAGCGGCAGCGACGGAGUAGGGGCCGGCCCAGUGGUGGUGCCCGACGGCGACGGAGAGGGACCCCUGCUGCCCCCCAGCAGCAGCAGCAACAGCAACAGCAGCAGGAGCCUGCCAGACCCUCCUCAGAAGGCAAAGUGACCUGUGACAUUCGGCUCCGGGUUCGAGCAGAGUACUGUGAGCAUGGGCCCGCCUUGGAGCAGGGCGUGGCGUCCCGGCGGCCCCAGGCCCUGGCAAGGCAGCUGGAUGUGUUUGGGCAAGCCACUGCAGUGCUACGCUCACGGGACCUGGGCUCCGUGGUGUGUGACAUCAAGUUCUCAGAGCUCUCCUACCUGGACGCCUUCUGGGGCGACUACCUGAGUGGUGCCCUGCUGCAGGCCCUGCGGGGCGUGUUCCUGACUGAGGCCCUGCGUGAGGCCGUGGGCCGCGAGGCGGUCCGCCUGCUGGUCAGUGUGGAUGAAGCUGACUAUGAGGCUGGCCGGCGCCGCCUGUUGCUGAUGGAGGAGGAAGGUGGCCGGCGCCCAGCAGAGGCCUCCUGAUCCUGGAUCUGACAGGACUGACCCCACUGAGUCUGCAGGCGUCUGAGUCUCCCCGGAAGACGGCCAUCUCUGCCCCUAGAGGACUGUCCGCCUCGCAGCUCCGAGGACUGUGACAGGAUGGUGGCUCAGUGCCUGCUCCUCUUUGUCCAGGAUGUGGGCUCUGAGGCCUAAACCACUUCCGCCUGAGUCCCCCCACCCCCAGGUGUGUCCCUCAGCCUCUGGAGAGUGGGGCUCAGGCCUGUAGAUCCCAGAAGGAGGGGGGUGGAGCUGUACCUUCCUAGAAGGCCCCUGUGUAUGGCGUGUCUGACUACAGGCUGUCUGUAACUGUGCACAUACAUACACAUGCACUCAACACUUCAUACCCUGCUCCCUCUAGAAUCUUCCCUUAUUUGGCCCACGGGCUUUUGUCUCAGGAUCUCUGAUUGUACCACCUCCAACCUGGGCUUCAGCUAAAACCAGUGGGUACAUGUGGCACCUACUCACCUUGCCCACAUAUCUCAGCCUGUCGGGGUUCUGCCAAUGCCCCACACAGACAUGACUAUUGUCACCACCUCCCUACACUUCCCUGCCCCCUAGAACUGGACACAGGCUUCUAGCACCCUCAAGAGUGCCACACAGGGUGCUGUGGCAUUAGCAACAGCAUGGACUUGAUGGGCCUGCUGUGGCCUAGAGGGCCAUGAUCAGAAAACACCUCUAUCUCAGAAAGGGAAGGUGGAGGAGGCCUGGGAGCUGCUGGGAAAGAUGGUUGACAAAUGACACCAAUAAAGCUGCCCUAGAGGGGGUAUCAGUGAGCAUCAAA